Pelobates cultripes (western spadefoot toad) is the source of this 3667-nucleotide messenger RNA. NCBI's taxonomy places the organism in Eukaryota, Metazoa, Chordata, Amphibia, Anura, Pelobatidae. The record is from the annotation of a GenBank genome assembly.
AUGUUGGCCAGUUCGGUUUUCACUUUUCUCUUAUUUCUCUGGCCUCCCCAAGUUUUGGGACAAAAGAAGAAGGUCACAGAGGACCCCAUUGAUAAGAUACAAGUCCAAGCCAACUUUAACAUGGACAAGGUAAGUAUCAACAGGCAACUUAGUCAAUUCAGGAGGAAUUGGGACACAUAGUGUGGACAGAGUGAGAGAGAUAUAAAGUAUCAAACAAGACGUAACAAGGAGAUUUAUAUUUUAAUACCUUUAAGACCAGUGAUAUUUAAUGUGCCAUUAUUGCAGUCUGGGCCUUAAAAUCCUAUCAGGACUAUUCACUAAGGUGGGAAUUCAAAGUAAAUUUCAGUCAGCUAUGCUUCCAUUUUGUCUACUUUGGCCUUACAUUUUAAAUUCACUAUAAAUUCUCACUAUAGUAAAUAAAUAACCCUGAAUAUAUUCUGUUUAUUUUGCACUGUCAGCUCACCGGUUUCUUAUGAUGAAAUAGUUCUGUCAUUGGUCAUUAGGGGGUAUAACGAAUCAAUGGUCUGGUCACCCCUUGGGUACCUAAAGGAAUCAUUUCACUUAUAUGUAUUUUUUGGGAUAAUGUUUAGGAGCUGUAAGACGUGUUCAGUUUUUCUGGUUGUUUUGAGUCUGUGAGCCACAGAUUAAGCCUUUACCCUGUUUUGUGAUCACAAUACCUAAAAAAGUUACUUUGGUGUAAUUCAGAUUUAGCGAUAAUGUGUAGAUAAAUGUGAGAGAGUGGUAGAGCAAAGAGGGGGUUAAUUUAGAAUUAAGAGUUCAUAAAACCUCUAAAACAUUAAUUUAGUACAUUUUGUUCAGAAAAUAGUUGACAUGUAACUAAUGAUUUUACAGCCAGAUUGGAAACAGAGAAAGUUUAGUUCUAUUAAUGUAGUUAUUGUCGAACCUCUUGACACCUCGGGGUUGCAGGUAAUAUUCACAGCAGAGUCAACGCAGCCUUUUUCCUUCCAAGGUUAAUAAAUGAGUAACAUUGAGGUAAAUAGCUCAAGCAGCAUAGUAAUGGAAUUAACAUUGUAAUGCCGGACUUGUGUUAUGUGACUUGGCCUGAAUUAUACAAUGCAGGCAGAUAAGGGGGGUGGCAGAGUGAUUUCCAACAUCUGUAUUGAGUUGGGUAUUAGGGGUCAUUGAAUAUUUUGUAUUGAGCAGGUGUAGGUAAAAGGUAGAUCCUCAAUGGCUGUAGAACUCUCACAAUUCCUUACCAGGAGGGCAUCUACUAUUUGCCCACCACUAUAAGGUACUACAUGUUUGUAGUACCUGAGUGUUUGAAUAUGACUUUUUUUGUAUGGCGUAGGUGUAUGUAAACGCAGGGGUGUAUUUGUGUGUAGUAUUGGUGUUUGAAUCCUGAAGUGUAUUUGUGUGUAGUAUUGGUGUUUGAAUCCUGAAGUGUAUUUGUGUGUAGUAUAUGUGUAUUUGGAUGUAGAUUUGUUUUCAUACGGAGUAUGUGUGCGUGAUUACAAGUGUGUAUUUCUGAUGUAGUGCUGGCAUAUGAAUGCAGGGUAUAUUCACAUACAAUUACACAGAUUUGCACACACACAAACACAGCUACCCUUAAAGAGUUAUACACAGACAGACACAUAUACAGACCUACAUACACUGACACAUUCACACACAGUUACAGAAAAGACAUAUUUGUAGCCAGCCUCUUGUUUCAUUACUUUUUGGGUGCAGGAGGGUGGCUUCCCUGGGGUCCAGGAAGAGCGGGCUGCAGCAGGUGACAGUAGGUUGGAUCUGGCUGCGGCUGAUGGGAGAGAACUGCCACUGGUCCAAGCUCCAUCUCACUCUUCUGUCUCCGCUACUCCUCUCUGUCUCUCUACUAUCCCAUGCGCACUCUCUGUGCGCUUGGAAUUAAUGAAGUAUAAUCACUUUCCCCUGUCACAGAGGACGCUUGGUGGCGAUGGCAAAAUGGCAGGGGCAAGAUACAGCGCACAGGACAUGUUCCAGAACUCGUUUUUGCCAGUACAGUAUCCAACUCAUGCUGGUAUAUUAGACAGUCAGGCUGAGUAGAUAACCUUUUCUCUGUCUGGGAUUGUCGCUUUAUAAGUAAAAGAACAAUAAAUCUAAUUUUGUAAACGUGUCUCAAAAAUAUUUCCUUUGCCCCUGGUGUGCCCAAUGAUUGCUUGUAAAAUGAAAAAUGUGACGUGCGCAGAAAAAUGUCUUAGUCCAUGUACUGUUACUUUACAGGGAACACAUAGCAAUGGGGGAGGUUUAUAAAAGGGUCACCUAAACCUUUGCAUUUCAUUUUCUGCAAAGUUUUGGUUUGAUUUGUCAGACACACUCAGCCUAUCAAUGUGUUCCCACUGACAAAAAUAGUACAGACCUUUUUUUUCGAUGAGCACCCAUUCAUAGACUGAAGGUAAGAUGGUGCCCAGUCCCCGUAACAGCUUAGCGACAUGCAUCAUUUCACAAUUAUUUUUUUAAACCAGUAAGCAAACACUUUUAACUAAAUAUAUAAACCAAUAUAAAGUAAGACAAACUUUGAAAAGUCUGUAGUAAACAUUUACAAACUUAUUAUGAACUUGGUCAGAUUGCGUUGUUGGACACGCCUCUCAGCUAGGGGAGUUUCUUCACCCCUCCUCUCCUUCUGGCCCACCCAGCUCAGUUUCAGACCAGUCCACUAAUGACAGAAACAUGGCAUCCUUGUACAGUAGCAGGAGAUGAUCUGCAUGAUCACACUGAGCAGAUGUUGCAAGGUGACGAGCUCUUCCAACUGCACACGUGUAAAUGUGUCAGACACACCCAGUACACUUUUCCAUUAUUCCUAGGGAUAGGAUACUGAUUGGUUAGAUCAGUGUACCCCCUGGAGCAGGUGUGGAAAGCAUAAGAAAGAAGCAGAAAAAUAUUUUAAGUAAUGCUUAAGCUUUGAAAUGAGACAGUUGUCUCAAGGUGAUGCAUGUUCCUUUUAAAUAAGCAUAUGUUGUUGUGGGUGUGAGAGAAUUCCAUUAAUUCUAUUUUUCGGAGCACUCAAAAACAUAUUUGUUAAAUGUAGGGAGAAUAAUAAAGGUACGAGAUAGUAUUUUUCACUUCGAUACUGUGUGCCCUGACCCGAUGUUUUCUGCUGACAGUUUGCAGGACAGUGGUAUCUGCUGUCUGUCGCAUCAGAAUGUAAUUAUCUGAAAGCAAACAACCAUCGCGUGGAGGCAACAACGAUCAAGGCUGCGCGAUCCACAAAACCAAGGGAGACGGAGAACCUGCUUGUUCAUACGCUGCGGAAAAUGUAAGGAGACUUUCAAUCUCUCAUGCCGUUUGAGAUAGGAGUAUUAAUGAAUCCAAUACAUAAUAUCUAUUUUUAUUCCCAGGGCUAAACCACUGAGAUUUUACUGCUAUAUAUUGAAUGUCAUGUUUAUUUUUAUAGGGACGGGAUCUGCUGGGAGAUUAAACAACAAUAUCGCAAGAACAAAAUCAACGGCAGGUUCAUAUUAAAAGGUUGGUCCACACCCCACGCCCCACAGCUUUCUGUAGCUUGUAUUGCCAGACGUUGAAGACUGAUGAAAUCCUUUCUGUUUGCCCAGUUCGUGGAUCUAUUCGGCAGCUGGACAUGGUGGUGGCAGAGACAGAUUACGAGAAUUACGCCAUUCUGUAUUACCAGCGGCAAAAGAAAAUUACCAUUAAGCUAUACGGUCAGUUUGUGUCCACUCCAACCCCUCCAUAG